Molecule: messenger RNA, 1014 nt
Organism: Saccostrea cuccullata (small rock oyster)
Lineage: Eukaryota; Metazoa; Mollusca; Bivalvia; Ostreida; Ostreidae
Product: bifunctional methylenetetrahydrofolate dehydrogenase/cyclohydrolase, mitochondrial-like
Exons: 4
Coding region: 43-738 (231 amino acids)
Biological process (GO): tetrahydrofolate interconversion
Cellular component (GO): cytosol
Molecular function (GO): methylenetetrahydrofolate dehydrogenase (NADP+) activity; methenyltetrahydrofolate cyclohydrolase activity
Source: RefSeq, a predicted model, not a curated record
UGCAUGAUCUAGUUUUACCCCCACUUUGAAAAAAUAAGUUGCAUGUAUACGUUGAUGAUGUUUGCAAGGAUGAACAUCGUUGGACAGACAUGCUCUAACCACUUCUUCUACACUCCAAAAAUUUGCUCAUUUUUAUGUAAGAGGUUUAUGUCUGCCACGUUGAUUGAUGGUCACAAGCUAGCAAGAGAAAUAAAAGAUGAAGUGAAAUUUGAAAUAGAGAAAUUAUUGAAAGCUGGCAAGCGUAGCCCAGCUUUGUGUGUGGUCCAAGUUGGUGAUGAUCCAGCUAGUAAAACUUACAUAAAAAGUAAAAUCAAAGCAUGUCAGUAUACAGGAAUUGAAAGCAGUUCAAUACAUUUACCAGAAAAAAUACAAGAGACUGAACUUUUGAAUGUGAUAAGAGAUUUAAACAAGGAUGACAGUGUGGAUGGAAUUCUAGUACAGCUUCCAGUUCCAAGGCACAUCACAGAAAGAAGAGUUUGCAACACUGUGGAUCCAAGUAAAGACGUAGAUGGAUUCAAUGUUAUCAAUGUAGGAAGGUUCUGUUCAGAUCAAAUGACAUUUAUUCCAGCCACACCAGCAGGCAUUAUGGAAAUGCUUAGAAGGACUGGCAUUGAAACUUUUGGGAAAAAUGCUGUUGUCUGUGGUAGAUCCAAAAAUGUUGGAAUGCCUAUUGCGAUGCUACUUCAUGCAGAUGGAAUUUAUGAAACAAAAGCUGGUAAGUACAAGAUGUGUAUUUGAAACACUAUAUGCCUGGCGGGAACAAAUUCAAAAAAGUUAUUUUUAGCAUAUAGGUCAAAGUCAAGGCCACAAGGUUAUUGACCUUGGUGUCAUUUGAUAGAACUUAAUAAGUGGAGUAUGCAUACCAAAUUUGAAGUUUAUCUCUCGCAGUUCAAAACUUACGGUGAAGGUUUAAGUUGACAACAGACAGACAAAGAAACAGACAGGACAAAAACAAUGUAUGCUUCAAUCUUUCGAUCCGGGUGGAUGAAAAUAAAAAACCUGAAGAUUUAACUU